Molecule: messenger RNA, 537 nt
Organism: Nerophis lumbriciformis (worm pipefish)
Lineage: Eukaryota; Metazoa; Chordata; Actinopteri; Syngnathiformes; Syngnathidae
Source: RefSeq, a predicted model, not a curated record
AUGAACAUCGUCCUCGGCAUCACCGGAUCCAUCGCCGCCUACAAAGCAGCAGACCUCGCCAGCCAGCUCACCAAAGCUCAACACCAAGUCCACUGCGUCAUGACCAAGGCCGCCACCGAAUUCAUCACCCCCCUCACCCUGCAAGUCCUCUCCCGCAACCCCGUCCUCACCUCCCUCGAAGACGAGAAAAAUUCCUGGAAACCUGGCCACAUCGAACUCGCUGACAACGCCGACCUCUUCCUCGUCGCCCCCGCCUCCGCCGCCACCCUCGGUGCCUUUGCCAAUGGCCUUGCCCCCGACUCACUCUCCUCCAUCUACCUCGCCCUCCCCCCUGACACCCCCACCCUCAUCGCCCCCGCCAUGAAUGGCAAAAUGUGGCACCACCCCGCCACCCAACGAAACGUCACCCAACUCCAAAACGACGGCGUCAACUUCAUCGACCCCGCCGAAGGCGACCUCGCCUGUGGAUACCAAGGAAAAGGCCGACUCGCAGAAAUCGACGACAUCCUCGAAAAAGUCGCCCAUUUCUCCAAAUAA